AUGAUUGGAGGAAUUUUACCUGACAAUUGUAAAGUGAAAGAAUCGGAUCUAGCAUUACCGUUAGGAAUUACCUAUGAUAAACUCGAAGCAAUAGAUUACAGCGAUGUUAUAGAUGCUUCGAGAGUAAGAUUUUUUACAUCUAAACCAAAGGAAUUAUCUAAAAUGUUGGCCAUAAUAUUUCCUUUUGGCCUAUCGAUAUGGAUAGCCCUGGUGAUCGCAUUCAUUCUUACUGGAUUAUGUUUCUACUUGAUCUUAAAUUGGAAUUCAAGGAAAAACCAGGCAAAACACGUUAAACUAUAUGAUAUAUUUUGGGCGAUUUUUGGAUCAUUUUCGAAUAAAGGCAGCUCAUUAUUUGAAGUUAGUGGAUACUGCAGAAUAAUGGUUUUCGGUUGGUUAAUCGCAAUAUUUAUUAUAGUAUCCAGUUACAGUGGCGGUCUCAUGUCUUUUCUUGCUUUCGCGGGUUAUGAAUAUGUGCCUGAAACGUUUCCUGAAUUGAUAAAAGAAAUCAGAAACGGACAUUAUACGGCGUCUUACGUAUAUAAUAUGGAUUUAGCCGACCAUUUUAAGCUUGCAACACAAGAGACGCCUUUAGUAUUGGCGCUUAAGAAAUUAAGAACAGAAGGUAAAGUGGUAAAGUUGAGAUCAAAAAAUGAUGUAUAUGAACAUCUUAUGAAACCUAAACAUGCUUUUAUCGAGUAUGAGUUGGAUGGAUUGUUGUAUGUAAGUGCAUUAGGAGCAGAUGACUAUCUGAUGUCAAAGGAUAGUCUUUAUAUUAAAUACGAAGUAUAUGGCAUGAUUAAAGGGUUUCCAUAUAAGAAGGAAAUAAAUAUUGUAAAUCGCAGAAUAAUAGAAGCAGGUCUUGAUGAACAUGCACAUACAAUCCAAUUGAAUUUAGUUAGAAAUGAGAAACUAUUCAUGAAGAAAGAUGAUGCUGCAUUUCAACCACUUUCAAUUGAAAAUUUAAUUGGAGCUUUCGUGUUUCUUUUCAUAGGUUAUGUCUUGUCAACACUUAUUUUUCUCAUGGAAUUAGCCCAAAAACUUAAAAAUAAAGUUUCAUGUCAAUAA
Centruroides sculpturatus (bark scorpion) is the source of this 1065-nucleotide messenger RNA. RefSeq names its product glutamate receptor ionotropic, delta-2-like. Lineage: Eukaryota; Metazoa; Arthropoda; Arachnida; Scorpiones; Buthidae. The transcript has 6 exons. Bases 1 to 1065 code for a protein of 354 amino acids. Gene Ontology annotation, cellular component: membrane. The record is from RefSeq and is a predicted model, not a curated record. Gene Ontology annotation, molecular function: ligand-gated monoatomic ion channel activity.